AUGGCCGAGAUCAUUUUGUAUGACUUGGCCUGCACCAAGAAUGUCUGCUUCUCCCCCGUUGUCUGGCGCAUCCGCCUCAUGCUAAACUACAAGCGUAUUCCUUACCGGACCAUCUUCCUCGAAUUUCCAGACAUUGAGCCCACGCUGAAAGGGCUUGGUAUAUUACCGAGCGAAUCCACCUCUACAUCCAAACCCAAAUACACAGUCCCCGCCAUCCAGCACGUGCCAACCAACACAUAUAUAAUGGACUCAGCCUCCAUCGCCCACUUCCUCGAGUCAACCUACCUCGACCCACCAGUCCCGCUAACAUCGGAGCUAGGCCGCGAGAUCGAGGCUAAAUCACGCGCCGUGGUCGGCCCAAUCUUCUUCACCUCGGUGAUGCCCCGCGAGAUAGGCAUCCUAUCGCCGCGCGCGCAGGAGUACUUCCGGCGUACCCGUGAGGCCUCGCUUGGGCAUCGGCUUGAGGAUUUACUUGAUCUGGAUAAAGAGGAGCAGAGUUGGGACGCGGUAGAGGAUGACGUGCGUGCUGUUGGCGAGUUGAUGCAGAUGAAUAGAGCUGACGGGCCAUUUUUGCUGGGCGCCCGGCCGACUUACACGGACUUUUUUAUUGCGGGGUCUCUUCAGUCUGCGAGGGUGGUGGAGGAGAGUGUGUUUCGGAGAUUUUUUGGGUACCCUGGUUAUAGGGAGGUUUAUGAGGCUUGUCUGCCGUAUAUGGAGAAGAAGGAUUAA
Aspergillus oryzae RIB40 is the source of this 729-nucleotide messenger RNA. RefSeq lists its product as uncharacterized. The record is from RefSeq and is a predicted model, not a curated record. NCBI's taxonomy places the organism in Eukaryota, Fungi, Ascomycota, Eurotiomycetes, Eurotiales, Aspergillaceae. The transcript has 2 exons. Bases 1 to 729 code for a protein of 242 amino acids.